AUGCGAGUUAGUCACUCGGCAUUGUGGAAAGCGUGUCUUCGAGCUAUGAGUAUCGGGUCUUUCCUUGCAUGUGGCGGAUUGGCAGUAACAUUGGUCUGUAUUAAGAACCCAACAAUAAUUCUGAAUCGUCCCUCAUUAAUUAUACAGGCAUGUGCUUUUAUCACCGGUGGUAUCAAUCAGAUUGUGAUGCUGAUAAUAUCAAGCAGGUUCUUGAUCUGUAUUUCAAUCGUUGCACAUGGGAUAGCACUUGCUUCAAGCAUAAGUUACACUUAUACUCUCAUUAAAGGCCUGCAAAUAAGCCAAGUGAGCGAGAUCAGCAUGCAUCUGAUUGUUGCACAUUUAUCUCUCAUAUUUUACUCGAUGCUGUUGGGCGGAACAAUCCUCGCGAGCUCUGUGUUGGCUAUUAAAUGUCCUAUAGAGGAGGAGCAAGACUUAGAGAAUCAACCUGUGACUCGCGAGCAUACAGAAUCCAAAACUGUACGGUUGAAGAAUUCAGCUCAAACGCUGACACCUGAACACGAUAUGGAAGAGCUGAUGGCGAAACCGCUUCAAAAUUGGAUGAAUAAUUGUCCGACAAUAUAUUCUGGAUCUGACACCACCUCAACACCUUCUGUUGUGAAAUAUAACCUAGAACAACAAAGCGUGCAGAAGCAAUAUAAAGAUCACGAUCAUUCCAAGACGUUUAGACAUAAGCUCGCAUUUUCUGGAAAAUUGGCCAAGAGUCCCAAGAUGGAAGCCCUUAAAAAAAUUGCAAAAGGGAAAUCCAGCCGAAACAGUUCACCAGAAUCACCUGUGAGUCCUUUAAAUGAAACACACGUUCGAUACGUGACAAGGUUGUCAACCAUUCAAGAUAAUUCUAGGAGUUUCCUUAACGUUUUAAGCAAUUCUCAGUGUGCGGAGGAAACACGCAAAAGUCUCAACUCUAUUUCACUCCCCGAAAAUGAAUCUAAAAGUGUCGUUGACCUGGAUAAUUCCAUGUUACUUAUGGAAAAGCAUGCUAUUGAUCGAAUUAAUAGCGCACUUUUACCUCCCUCUUUGCGAAAUAACGACACGAACAAGAAGUCACUCGAUGAUAACUUCAAAAACAACACGCUUGCUGAUAUAGCUGUGUCUAACACUAAUUGUGAUACCCUUUUGGUAAAUGACCUUCAAGAUAUCCCACAAAUACCAACCUGGGACGAGAAUCAUGAAAUUCCCGUUGCAAAUAAUAACUUUUUGAGAAGUACCAGUUUGAAAGAGUGGAAGUCAAACGGCGCACAACUUUUAGAGAAUGAAAGAAAGCUCAGUGCCUCAACAUCUCAACUACUUCCUGGGUUUAACUUCUACGCCAAUGCACAGUUACAAACAAAAUCAGAGUUCAGCUUUCCUGGAACUGCAAAAAAAUCGAUUCCUCGUCAUGAUAUGUUGGAAAACGAACACGGCGACACUGUAAGUGAGCUUGAUGUUCUGUUUACUGAAAACGCAAUCCAGUUUCAGAAAAAUGAAGAUGAAACAGACAUAAUGCAGGACGUAUUAAAACAAGAUAAUUCGUCGCCAAUCAUUCAGAAGAUGUCCAAAGAUUUGACAUAUAGAAUCGACCCACAUUCACCGACCAAGUCAAUCACAUCUAUCAUGUCUUCAUCUGCGAAUAACAGCGUGAAGUCACCCUCUAAAUUGGCUUCCAUAUUUUCUAAUGGAGGUUCAUCCAGUAUUGCAAACUAUUAUCAGCAUUCUAGGUCCAAUUCCCAGGUUACAGCGGCACCAUACCCAACAUCCAACUAUAUGAAUGCCAAUUACUCAGUUCAAUCCUCCCCGACUAAAAGUAAUAAAUUAAGAAGAAGUUUAACGAAAAAAAUUUCCCUUUCCAGCAUAUCUUUCAAGCACGACGAGCAUGAAACAAGUUUCAAUGACUGUUUUCACUCAUCUAGGCACAGUCGAGGCCAGAGUAUAGAUUUCAGUUAUGUCCACACGUUACAAAGUAAGCACUCACCCUCUAAAUCUCUGUCGACAAUAGGAAGGAGAAAUAGCACCAUAAAUGCAGGUGAACGGGGAUUAAGGUCAGUCAGCGCAUUAUUUUUUUUGCAAAAUGAAGAAGAAAGUAAAUCUCAGCAGGAAUGCAACAUAACUCUACCUGACGGAGAACUAUUGGAGGAGAAAGAUCAGUCUAGCGCGAUUAGCACAUCGUCGAAGUGCAGCGAUAUUUCCUACCCGAAGAAAGUUUUUAGUGAGUAUGACCGAGAAAAAUGGUCAACAAUCUUAAGUCUCGAGAAGAACGGCGGCAUUCAUCCACAACAUGCAUUGUAG
This is a messenger RNA of Lachancea fermentati, 2283 nucleotides long. The record is from the annotation of a GenBank genome assembly. Lineage: Eukaryota; Fungi; Ascomycota; Saccharomycetes; Saccharomycetales; Saccharomycetaceae.